UUUUCAGCUGUGGUCCAUGCUUACUUUAUCGAAGGUGCAGGCUUUGUAGUGUGUCUAAAUUUUUGCUAACCUUCCUCCUAUAUACCCAGGCGAUAUUAACUUGUGUUCAGAUGUUAUCUUUUGAGCGCUGUAUGAGUGGUUACUGACAGCUGGAAGGUAAUGUCAUGCAGGACACAGAAGCAGGAAGCUAGGUAAUCUAGUGUAAAUGUAUGUUACUCACUGCUUCAGUUCAGGCCUGGUCACUUAGACUUAACAAAACAGGAAGCUACUGUCAGUUCAGCUUGAUGAGUUGGUUAGUUUCACUAUUCGAAUGGUGUUAGAUCAGUACCAGGCUGGCGAACUAACUUUUUGGGUUGGAGGAGGGUAAGCUUUUUUUGGUGGGGUGUUUUUUCAUUUGUGUGUGUGUUUGGUUGUUUUUAUUGUAAUAAAAAAAUAACACAAUUUGUAUUUCCCUUUCGAAACGAAAAGAGUGAGUAGAGUUACUUAAGGUUUUCAUCAGUUCUAACUGGAAUAUUCACUCGACAUUGAGGUCUUGCUUCCUGUCGCAUACUUGUGCAUAGCACUGCUUAGUGUUUUAGGGCUGCUUUGCUGUGUCCCAGAAGUGGGAGAAUUUCAAGAAUCAGCAAAGCACUUGAUAUGAUUCAUGCUUAUGUUGGGGGUGGGGUGGGGUGUGUGCAGGUAGUAUUUUUCAAGCAGCUACUAACUGGAAGGCUGCCGAAAGUACAGCUGUUGAGGACAUAAUCUUUGGUGACUGAAGGUGGUGGGUGCAGCUUUACGGAAAGCGAGUGUCUUGGAAGUUGUCCCCGAGAAAACAGAAAAGCAAAUGCUGCUGCUGCUGCCCGGAGGAAGUGAUUCUUAAGAUACAAAGGUAAACUGAUGUGCUUUCCAUAGCUAAACCCCCAGAUACUAAUUGUCACCAUCUGCUUCUCUUUCAGAUUGAACCAAGUGAAUUCUGAUAUAACUCAACUUUGUUAGAGGGCUUUUUUUUUUUUAAAAAAGUUGAUCCACAGUGCAUCAGAGCAAGUUACUACUUUACUUUUGAGUGACUUACAGGUGCUUGCCUGCAUUGCAAUAAAGGACUCAUAUAUUGAGCAAGACUUAUUUAUCUCUUCGUUUUGGAGAGUCUAAUAAACUGUUAUUACAGUUUCUGUACUGACUUUCAAAGUUUUGAAGUCUAAAAAGACAUCUUUAAAACUAAAAACAUGAGCACGGCCAGAACAGAGAACCCUGUUAUAAUGGGUCUAUCCAGUCAGAAUGGGCAGUUGAGAGGCCCUGUAAAACCCAGCGGGGGCCCAGGAGGUGGAGGCACACAAACUCAGCAACAGAUGAACCAGCUGAAAAAUGCCAACACAAUCAAUAACGGCACCCAACAGCAAGCACAGAUUAUGACCACCGCUAUUAAACCUGGUGAUGACUGGAAGAAGACUUUAAAACUCCCUCCAAAGGAUUUGAGAAUCAAAACUUCGGACGUGACCUCCACAAAAGGAAACGAGUUUGAAGAUUACUGUUUGAAACGGGAGUUGCUGAUGGGAAUUUUUGAAAUGGGCUGGGAAAAACCAUCUCCUAUUCAGGAGGAGAGCAUCCCCAUUGCUUUAUCUGGUAGGGAUAUCUUGGCUAGAGCGAAAAAUGGAACAGGCAAGAGUGGAGCCUACCUCAUUCCUUUACUUGAACGGCUAGACUUAAAGAAGGACAAUAUACAAGCAAUGGUGAUCGUUCCCACCCGUGAACUAGCCCUGCAGGUCAGUCAAAUCUGUAUCCAAGUCAGCAAACACAUGGGAGGUGCCAAAGUGAUGGCAACAACAGGAGGAACCAAUCUGCGAGAUGACAUAAUGAGGCUUGAUGAUACAGUGCAUGUGGUGAUAGCUACCCCUGGGAGAAUUCUCGAUCUCAUCAAGAAAGGAGUAGCAAAAGUUGAGCAUGUCCAGAUGAUAGUAUUGGAUGAGGCAGAUAAGUUGCUGUCUCAAGAUUUUGUUCAAAUAAUGGAAGACAUUAUUCUCACGCUCCCUAAAAACAGACAGAUUUUGCUCUACUCAGCCACUUUCCCUUUGAGUGUACAGAAGUUCAUGAAUUCCCAUUUGCAGAAACCCUACGAGAUUAAUCUGAUGGAGGAGCUGACCUUGAAGGGAGUUACCCAGUACUAUGCCUAUGUAACUGAGCGUCAGAAAGUACACUGCCUAAAUACGCUGUUCUCCAGGCUCCAGAUUAACCAGUCGAUCAUUUUCUGCAACUCCUCUCAACGAGUUGAAUUGCUAGCCAAAAAGAUCUCCCAGCUGGGCUAUUCCUGCUUCUAUAUCCAUGCUAAAAUGAGGCAGGAGCACCGCAAUCGUGUGUUCCAUGAUUUCCGAAAUGGCUUAUGCCGCAAUCUUGUUUGCACUGAUCUGUUUACCCGAGGUAUUGAUAUCCAGGCUGUGAAUGUGGUGAUAAACUUUGAUUUCCCAAAGCUGGCAGAGACUUAUCUCCAUCGUAUUGGCAGAUCAGGUCGCUUUGGUCAUCUUGGCCUGGCCAUCAACUUGAUCACCUAUGAUGAUCGAUUCAACCUGAAAAGUAUUGAGGAGCAGUUGGGAACUGAAAUUAAGCCCAUACCAAGCAACAUUGACAAGAGCCUGUAUGUGGCAGAAUACCACAGCGAACCUGUAGAAGAUGAGAAACAGUAAGCAUGUGCGUAUGUAAAUGCCUUCCUGACUAGAGGAGUUGUGUUGGAUGAAAGAAGAGCUGGUGUGUCAAUGUUGCUGCAGGGAGAGGGGGAAACUGAUGUGCUGAAGAGGCUCUGAAUGUGAAAACAAGGGUUUGAAUGAGACUGUUGGUCCAAGGAGUUCUGGGGAUGUGGUGAAGCUGGAAGGGGAGGGUGAAGGAUUUUUAGUUGUUGGAAUUGAAAUGCUGACUGCAUGCUAAGGAGACCAAAAAUGAGGGAGAAAGGGGCAGGAGAAAUGAUGUUUGGAGAGGCUAGGAUGGCUACUGGCAGCCCAAGGAAUUCUUUUGUAUUGCUUAGCUGAAAUGAGAAAUCAGUGAGGGGCAGAGAGGAAGGUGGCCCUCAAAAAGGGGAGGAGAGAAAAUGGAUAGCUUUGGGAACAGAGCUCCAGCAGAAAUGCUGAAGUACCUCACCAGUUAGAGGGCACAGGCUCAGGCUGAAGGUGCUGCAUCUUCUGCAUCCUUUGGUUCAUGGAACUCUUGCAAAUGAACUUGCGAGUAGGUAGCAAAGCUGUAGUUCAUCUUUGCUGCCGCUCGAGGUCGUCUGCAUAGCUUUAGAAGAAAAUGAGGUUUCACCGUCAGAGACUCCUAAAUGUGCCCUUUCUGGCCAUUGUCCGAGGAAAAAACUGCCGGGGUGAGUCCUUUGACAAGAAGAAAACUCACCCUGGAUCGCAGUCAAGUAAAACAGCUUCAGGAUGAUGUUUGAUCUGGUUUUAGUUAAGAUGCUGUACAGUACAAGACCAAGCACUGUACAGUUCAGGUUGGAAAUUGUUCUCUUGUGUGCUCUUUUUGGAGAUUGUGAAUUAGAAAGAGAAACCUGACAAAGCUGCUGAAAUUCUUUUUGGGUGACAAAACCAGAAAGUGGCCGCAGAAGUGUUUUAACAGUAGCUAGCGUUCAAGUGCCCCUUCAUCCCUUCUGCGAGCUCAUUCCAGGGCAGCCCUAGCUGAUCCCACCGAGCUGACUUGCAGCCUCUGUUUUGCCUUCUCUGUGUUUCAUAAGUAAAUAACCUCACAAACCUAGGUGAUGAACUUGGAAAAGACUCUUGGCUGGCUUCCUUCCUUAAGGGGAAUGCUGUGACCUUGCCAGGGGAACUGUUUGCUGUUUCCUGAGGGACAGGAAGCCAGCAAGGUAGUUGUGCUCUGUAGGUACAGUAGGGCAUUAGCAGCACCUUUUUCUGCGAAGCUGUGGAUGGGGUUGAGCUGUUCAAAUGUCCUAUGUGUUUCCAGAGCUCCCACAUUGUUGGUGUGAUUCAUUACCUAGGGUCUGGGUUUGCAUAGAUUCGAUUUAACUGUGGGUGUUGUGGUUGUGUUUUUGGUCUGGUUUUGCAGGCCUUGAUUACGCAUGCCAGAAGGUGAAGCCCUUUGAUCCAGAUCUGUGACACAUCGUUUCUUUGGGGAUACCCUUCUCUUUGUGGGUUUUUCUUCGUCUUUUCAUUUCGGAACUAUGAAGACUAAAGAGUUCGGCCUUUUUUUCUUUUUAAAUUUGGCAGCAAGGAAGAAAGAAGAUAAAAGGAGGAAUGUCUUUUUGUUUUUCCACUUGUUUGCACUGUGUGCUGAUUGAACAUUAGUUGCACUAACUGCUGGUUUUAAAUUCUUUGUCUUUGGGUGGGAGGGGCAGCAAGGGAAGAAGAGAAACCCUGAAAAGAGAAGAACCGUGAUGAACAUGAGCUUGUCAGCUAUUUCAAAUUCUUCAACCAUCGACUGAGUGCAUUUCAACUUCUCCCUGGUUACUCAUCUGUUUUUAAGCUAAAGAGCUUGUUACUUAUUCGUGCAAAGUGCCUUAUGCUAUGAGACCAUUCAGAAUAUCACCUUUCCGACAGCCCAAGGAAUCGACAGCCGUUUUUGGUUUCAGGUCAAAGUUCCCCUCUCUUCCCCCUCUCUUCCUCCCCAAGUACUCAAGCCCAGGGCUGGGAGGUGAAUCGUAUUGGGAAUACUAGUUUUUUUUUUUCCUUCAACUUUAUUUUAUUUUUUUUUUUUCUUUAAUCGGAGGAGUUGAUAUGCAUCUGCAGUUCACCCACACUGUAAAUACCUGUAUUUAAAACGAAACCAACUUAAAAUCUGGGCUGAUUAGGUGCAGCAUCAUAGCUCCAGAAGGAAAGAGUAGCCUGUCAUCCUUUGCAGGAGCCAUAAGAAAAGCCCUAUGCUCUAGCAGAACACUACAGACUGGUUUCCAUAAGAGUCUUCAUUAGUAGUUACAGCACUUGAUACAUAGACUUGUUUCAGAGCCAUGGCCCUCUUUCCUCUGGCGCAGUGUGUCCCAUAGAAAAUCAGAUGUGUAUAUUGUACAAACUUUGUAAAUAUGAUUUUUUUUUUUCUUUUUCUGUUUGGGUUCAUAUAUAACUUUUUCUUUUGUGAUGAAGGUUGCUGGGGUUAAAGGGAUUAGACUGAUUAUGGGAGCAGCUUAUUGAUGAGAGGGGCUCAGUUUUCUGCAACACUAAACAAGGAGAAGCGCUCUGACCUCCGUGAAGAGCAGGCCUCUACAAGCGUCCCCCAUCAGGGUGGGUUUGCUCUGGUGCUAGCAACACUGUCCUGUACCGCUGAUAUGGAAGAGAUCACCUGUGGGACUCCCAAGCCUCUCGAUCUGUAGCUCAGCCUGCUGGGAGAUGCUCUUCGAUUUCCCCCUUGGAAACUUCUGGAACUUGACAAGCUCGGAAGGGGGCCGUGAUCUGUGUUCCACCGUGGCGUGAGGGAAAUCCAGCGGUGUCAGCGUUGCUGCGCAGUGUGUGUGUAAGGCGUGGAUUUGGGUUUAAGAGAAACUGUAGAAAACCAAUUUACAUGCAUAAACUGACAGUUCUGGAGCUUUGUGGGAUUGAUGACUUCCUGCAGCAUUGUGCAUUUUCUGCCCAGAGCGGCUUCUGUGCUUGGGAGCAGGUAAGCAGGUAACCCCUGUUAGUGUCAGAAGCUGCAGAAAGCUGCUUUCCAUCUCCUCUGUUUGGGCACGAAUCGCUGUCUGUCAUUUUGCAUUGUAUAUUGCUGAUGAGUGCUUUCUGGUCGAGUAGUGUUGAUUUAAAUUGUGCCCCUCCCAACAUGCUUGAUGUUUGGCCUGAUCUACAGGCAAAAGGAGUGAGACAAAUCAGAAACCGUACUCUUUUUAAAUUCCCUUUUAGCCUGUUCACCAAUGCUGUCAGGAGGCACCUGGAUGAAUGCAGUCCCUUUUGCUCGGUCGGUUGUCCGUGUCAGAUGCUGCGCUCGCACCACGCUCGCUGACCUCUGAGGCAGGAGGUAAUCGUCCUGCGUUCUCCUGUUUGGCCUUUGUUUCUUUUUUUAACUUUGAGCAAAGUAGUUUGGCACUUCCAGGCGGACGUGGCCACCUGUGUCCUGGAGGAUCAUAAGCAGAAGCCAGGUGCCUCCUGACAGCAGCUUUAUGAGACGGAAAGGUCUUUGCGUUUGGGAUUUUUUUUUCUUCUUUUUGUCAGCAGUGACUCCAUAAUUGUAGCAAAUGCUGCACUAGAGUACAAACUCGAGAGCUUGGUCACAGACACUCUGUGAGCCACACAGCUUACAUCUGACUGGCAGGUACUAAAUGUAAACAAUUUUGGGGUGCUUUUGGGGGGCAGGGGGUGGGAGUUUGUGGGUGGUAACUUUGACCAAAAGUAAAAUCUUGCUCUUGUACUGCAGCCAGCUUAUGAUUUUCCAGAGAGACAGAAGAGGGAUUGUUUUAGUGCGAAAAAAGACGUGAAAACUGUAAAUACAAGUUGUGUAUCUUGCCAGGGCACGCACAUGUAACAAGAACAGGAUAGCGAUGUCAAGUGAGAUGUGUGUGCUCUGCUGGGAUUUGUGGUAGGUUAGCCUGGUGCCAUGCGUUGCUGGUCACUCUGGAAGCACAGAACUCCUGAAAGUAUUACUUUAAACUUCAAUGCCUCUCGGUGAGGAUUGGCACUUAGCGAAACUAUCGGGGGCACCAUUUUUAGGUGGCUUCUGGUCAUGAAAGAAGCAGCCUAUCUGUGGUGCUAGUAGGCCAUCUCUAACAGAUGCUAUCUUGCAGAUGGAAAGAUGCUCCAAAGGACUAGGAUAAUCCUAGCUUUUUUUUUUUUUUUUUUCCUUCUUUUUGGGUGGGUGGGGGGCUGUUGCUUUUUUUUGGUUUUGGUUACUGUUUUGUCCCCCUACCCACGAGUGAGGAGCUAAAUCUUGGCCUCCUGAGAUUACUUGCAAGUGAUCUCCUGUUUUUGCUGGUCACAUACCAGCCUUUAUGUUUCUGCAUUACUUGGAGCCCACAGCGAUGAGCCCCAGGUCAGACAUUUCCUCUCACAAAGCUGACGUGAAUGCGAAUCUGACGGAUUCUGCACUUUUCCCCUUGGAAGUCCAAAUGCUCUGAAUUUGGAUGAAAUGGAGCUUGCCGCUGGGUGAGGCAGCCAUGCAGGGGGUGACACUCAUCUUCAGCCAGCUUCCUGGGGAGAAACGGCAGGCUGCUCUCUGGGUCUGCACCGUCAGGAGUGCACCGCAGUUGCUAGAGGGCUUGUCCCAAAGGGAGGGGGGGUGGGUUGGUGUCAAAUACAUGUUUCAGUUUCCAGAAUGAGAUGGGAGCAUCUUUCCUUUGCCCUCUGUGACUUUAAGUGUGGGUAAGAACAGGGAAGCUCAACAUGAGUUCAUGUUGCAUAUGUGUUGGUAUCAAAUCAUCUCAUUCUGAUGUUUUGUUCUUUAUUUUUACUUGGGAUGGGGGGGUGUCUGCUCCAAGGAUUUAAAAAUGCUUCUUUAAAAAUGCACGUGUCUGGCUGGGUUUGUUGGUUUUGAUCCAACUGACGGGACACAAACCUGAGCAGCAGCUGUUGUAGAAGGUCACGGAGGGGCUGUGCCAUGUCCCUCACGCUGCCAUUGCGGUGGUUCUCCCGAUGCUGGGCUCUGCAAUGCCGCUGGGGCCAAGCAGCUGCUGUUUUCUGAGGACAAAGUGCAUUUUGUUCCCAGGAACUCCAGCAGUAUGGCCACCAUGGUCAAGGUUGGGCAGCAGCAGUUGGUGUGGGGAGUUCUCCGAUUGCUGUGAACUUUGGGUCCAUCUUUUGUGAAUCACACUUGAUCUUUGUUGUAAACUAGGUCUCUGGACCAAAGAGUGUGCCUCUGACCUUCAGUAUGAGGUUAUCAGGUUAUCAGGUUAUCUGACAACCUGAUAACCUUUAUCAGGUUAUCUGACAGGUUGUGCUUGGGUCACUGUUGUGUUGCUGAAGUGUCCCUGCAUGGAAGCAUUGUUAAAUUCUGCUGUAGACAAGUUUGGGAAGGGUAAGGAGGGGUGGGGGGGAGGGAUGGGCUUAUUAAGAUACAGUCUUGCUGUAUUUUAACCAAUGAUUAUGGGGAGGGGGUGUCAGGAGAAGAAAAUAGUCGCUGUUCCCUUUAUUGAAAGAAACUGGAACUUUUAUUUCAAGCAAAGAAAUUAUUUGCAGUUCAGGUGGAAUAUCAUAAUCCACCGGUCCCUAGUCAAGAGGUUGGUAAUUCUUAUUGUUAACCAGCAAACACCAUGGACUAGUCCUUGAAAACGUUCAGGGGUGGGAGGGGAAAAUUGGCUUUCUGUUCAAUUGGUAAUUGGCAAACUCUCCAGUGGAGCUCAGAUUUUGUUGAGGAUGUAUUCUUUCUGGCUGUAUGUGCGCUGCAGCGCUGCCUCGUGAAGAGCUUCGCGAGUUCCCAGUGCAAAAAUGAUGAAUGGUAAAAUCCUGAUUUUGUUGAUUAAUCUCAAUAAAAGCUCCCUGGAACUCC
This is a messenger RNA of Strigops habroptila (Kakapo), 8370 nucleotides long. RefSeq names its product DEAD-box helicase 6 (gene DDX6). Bases 1203 to 2654 code for a protein of 483 amino acids. NCBI's taxonomy places the organism in Eukaryota, Metazoa, Chordata, Aves, Psittaciformes, Psittacidae. Gene Ontology annotation, molecular function: mRNA binding; RNA helicase activity; ATP binding. Gene Ontology annotation, cellular component: cytoplasmic stress granule; P-body. Gene Ontology annotation, biological process: cytoplasmic stress granule assembly; P-body assembly. The record is from RefSeq and is a predicted model, not a curated record. The transcript is spliced from 12 exons.